GGGCGGCACCAUGUUGUGGGACUGGCGGGGGCCGGCGGUGGCCGGGCCAUGGCGGGCGGGCGGCGGGCGCGGGGUACCAGGAGAUGCUUCAGUGGUGAUACAUCUUUUACAAUGCAAGUUAGGCAUGAAAUUCAUCAACUAACAUCCCCUUCCUCAUCCUGAUCUCCAACAGACUUCCUGUAACGCUUGGAAGAAAGGGUCAGGGGAGAAGGGCUGAAAGGCACCAUGAAGCUGAAGCAGCGAGUUGUGCUCUUGGCCAUCCUCCUCGUCAUCUUCAUUUUCACCAAGGUUUUCCUCAUCGACAACCUGGACACGUCGGCUGCCAACCGGGAGGACCAGCGCGCGUUCCAGCGGAUGCUGGCGGGGCUGCGCGUGGCGCUGGACCCGCGCCUGGAGCACACGCUGCAGUCGCCCUGGGAGAUCGCGGCGCAGUGGGUGGUGCCCCGCGAGGUGUACCCCGAGGACACCCCCGAGCUGGGCGCUGUCAUGCACGCCAUGACCACCAAGAAGAUCAUCAAAGCUGAUGUGGGGUACAAAGGGACGCAGCUGAAAGCUUUGCUGAUACUUGAAGGAGGACAGAAGGUUGUCUUCAAGCCCAAGAGAUAUGCCAGGGAUUAUAUAGUGGAAGGAGAACCCUAUGCUGGCUACGACAGACACAACGCAGAAGUGGCAGCCUUUCACUUGGAUAGAAUCCUGGGUUUCCGCCGAGCCCCGCUGGUGGUUGGCAGGUUUGUGAAUCUGCGCACAGAGAUCAAACCAGUGGCCACGGAGCAGCUCCUGGGCACCUUCAUGACUGUGGGCAAUAACACUUGCUUCUAUGGGAAGUGCUACUAUUGUCGGGAGACAGAGCCAGCCUGUGCAGAUGGGGACAUCAUGGAGGGCUCAGUGACCCUGUGGCUGCCGGACGUUUGGCCGCUCCAGAAACACCGGCACCCCUGGGGCAGGACUUACCGGGAGGGCAAACUGGCCAGGUGGGAGUAUGAUGAGAGCUACUGCGACGCCGUGAAGAAAACAUCCCCGUACGACUCGGGCCCGCGCCUGCUGGACAUCAUCGACACAGCCAUCUUUGACUACCUGAUCGGCAACGCCGACCGGCACCACUACGAGAGUUUCCAGGAUGAUGAGGGAGCCAGCAUGCUCAUCCUGCUGGACAAUGCCAAAAGCUUUGGAAACCCUGCCCUGGAUGAAAGAAGCAUCUUAGCUCCUCUCUAUCAGUGCUGCAUCAUCCGGGUUUCUACCUGGAACAGGCUGAAUUACCUGAAGAAUGGAGUCUUGAAGUCUGCCUUAAAAACUGCCAUGUCGCAUGACCCCAUCUCACCUGUGCUCUCCACCCCUCACCUGGACGCCCUGGACCAGCGCCUCCUCAGCAUCCUGGCUACAGUGAAGCAGUGCACAGACCAGUUUGGGCCAGAUGUUGUGCUGGUGGAAGACAGGAUGACUCUGUCUCACUUGUAAUCGUAGCGGAACACGAGAUGAAACUCCUUUUUUAAAAAAAAACAAACAAAAAAGUGAUAGAAAAACAGCACAAUCAGUUCAGAAGGGCUGUGGCCAAGAUGGACUGACACGAACAGGAAAGCUGCCGAGCCAGAGGAAGGGAGGUGACACUGGCUUUUUCCUUGGGCUGGCAGCAGUGAGAGGUGGGAAGGAGGCCUGGGAUGGCUCAGCCCCCGUGGUGGCAUCGUGGCCACUGUGGCGUGUCCAUUGCCGGCAGUGGGCGUCGCGCUGGAUAAAAACGGCUCUGGGUGCUGGUGCAGUGUGUGGAAUACAGAACUCCUUUGUGGACUGGAUCUGGAGGGGAUGAACAGAGAUGAACAGUACAGUCCUCUCCCCUUCUCUUCCCCUUAUACUCUGGCGAGUUUGUGUGAUUCAGGGUUGUACACAAUCAGCUCUGAGCUGGUUGGGCAUUUUACUGCUUCUUUAGAGAAUGAGCAGGGGCGAAUAAAAUAACUAUUGGACUGAAGAGUUGUACCACCCCCCCAGGGGUGGGAUGUUCUUCUGAUUGUCUGAGGGGUGGGAGAGGGGACCUCUGCUGCUCACUUGGCUUUUCCUUGAUAAAAGGCUGGGAAAGGGGGCUGCCUCCUAUGUGAUAAUGCUUCAGUGUUUUUGCUGAAGUCCUAUCAAAGGUUUAUCCACAGGGUUGGAGAUUUAGGAGAGGACAGGGUAGUUAUACAGCACUUGAUAAUUAAGGGGUUAUAUUAAGUUUCUGUUUGUCUUGUCCCUUUUUAUAAAUUAAUCUGGCAAGGUCUGAGUAGAGAAAAUAUCCUUGCAGUCCUGUGUCCAUUUUAACCAAAUGUUCAUUCUCUUGUAUCUGAGGAGGACAGAAUCUGUCCUUGGAAGCAGUUCUGCGUAGUGAGGUCAGGCUGCUUUACUGUGAGCCCUGAGUGCUGUGGAGCCUCUGGGCAUGUGGGACUGGGGGAAGAGGUGUUUGCUGGACUUCCCCAGUCACCAGCAGUAACCUGAGGUGCACACACAGCCCUGAGCUGUGGUCUUCUUCAUCUCACCUGAGAGAGCUUUCUGCUUCUCCCUGUGACCAGCUCAGCACUGCUUUCUGGGGACACCAGUGUUGGGGUCCCACGCUCACCUGGUUUGGCUGUGGCUAAACUCACAAGCUGUGACCUCUUCCAGGAGGUUUUCUGCCUUCCCCAGUUGCUUCUUGCAACCCCUACUGCAAUGUUCUGCCUGGGAUGGUCAUCCAGGAGUCCUUGCUAAUGGUUUUGCCAUAGAUAGAGAGAAGUUGGCUUUUCAGGGCAGGCUUGCAGCACUCAUGCUAGUCCUGUUGUCCUUCAGCACUGCAGCCUGUGCUGCCAAUGAGUUUGUGUCAUAGACCUGAUCACCUUGGGGCAGGUCUCACUUUGUGUCUUGAGAAGAGAAGCAGCAUCAUCACUGUUUCCAAAUUGAACAGUUUUGCAUCAGUGUUCAGCCAGCAUGGUCUUAAUGUAAGGAAGGAGCUUUUUCUCAUUGCAUGAGCAGAGUAUCUUGAAAGUAGAAUUUGACUGUUUACCUGAGAUUGAAUUCUUGCUGUCUUCUGGACUUGGCCACAGUCAUAGAUGCCAUAGAGCAAUGAGAUGAUGGGAUCUGGAGUUAUUUACUGGAGUUCUUAGUCAGGAUGGUGACAAUGGUGACACACAGCCAGCUUUGAGGACACUGUGAAGCUCAUUCCUCUAUCACCUGAUAAGAGAACAUGGUUUAGAAGCUGUGGGUGGUACUUGUGGGGCUGGAGCAAGUGCUGGUUUAAGCUGUUUCCCAGGAAAUUUCAUAUUAUUUACCCAAAGGGGAAAUAGUGAAGCACAUGAUUGGUGGCUUGUAGCAUUUCUAAAAGUAUGUACUUCUCUUUGAGUUUAAACAUGAGUUCUUAAUAUUUUGGGAGGGAUCUACCAAAAUCUAAUAUUUGAUUUCUAUGUGAUCACUCUUGAUAUUUACAUUUGAUUUAAUAAUGGGCUCAAAAAAAAGAUCUUUCAGUCUUUGAAAUUAAAUUAGUGUUGAGGACUUACAUAUUGCUUUAAGCUAAAACUUUUGCUGUCAGAUGGAACCUGACAUGAGUUUUUUUCCCAGUAUAAAUGUCAAAGAUUUAAAGCAGGGUAUCGGUUUAUUUUGGUUUACUUGUGGACAAAGGGCAUGAAGUCCAGCAUUAUCAAUAGGAGGAAGCAAGAAAGGGUUGUUUUUUGGGAUUGUUUUUUUUAUUUGUGAUAUUGAUGCUUCUGCUUGCUGGAAACACUACUGGAGGUUGGUGUUCUGCAUCAGGAAAGAAAAAUAAAUUCCUCUCUUAAACCAAAAACAGGAAGAUCUGGUUUUGGCCUUGUGGCAAUUUCUGCCCUUUUGGCAGUGAUGGUCAUUUUGCUUGAACGCAGAACCCUGAGAGAUUUUAAAUUGUAACCGUUGCAAAGGAAAUGAGGAGCAGCAUCCACGUGCCAACAGGGUCUGCUUGAAUCUGAAAAUUAACACUGUUUGCAAGGCAGGUGCUCUGUGGAGGAGGUUUUCCAGACACCUUAUUCUUGUUCACUGUGUAUGUGUCACCCACUGGCCCCAGAUGUUACACACUGGUUGUGUCAUGGUUAUCAAUGAUAUCAGAGCACUGGAAGCACAGAAAUCAAGAACUAAUUAAAGAGCCUCAUCAGCCAUCUGCUAUUUACCUCCUCCUUCCCAAGUCAGCCAUCAGGGGGAGGAGACACUCGAGUCAGCUCUUCUUCCAGCAGCUGAUGAACUGGAGUGUGUCUUGCCAAAUAAACUUCAACUCAAAAGUACUAAUUUAUUAAGAAGGUAAUUUAUUUACUGCAGCAGCUGGAGCGGGAUGCUGGAAACAAACCCCCCUCGAGGAUGUGCCAGAGGAGGCCCCUGGGAGCUGCUGCACAAAUGGAGUUGCUAAUAAGCAAACAGAAUGCAAUCAUGACUUUCUACUCCUAUACCCCGGGGUCAGAUCCCACAUAAAGCAACAUUGUGUGAGUAAAGAUUUUAAUAAAGCAACAUUGAUGGAUUGCCUAAA
This is a messenger RNA of Lonchura striata (white-rumped munia), 4480 nucleotides long. RefSeq names its product FAM20B glycosaminoglycan xylosylkinase (gene FAM20B). Gene Ontology annotation, cellular component: Golgi apparatus. Lineage: Eukaryota; Metazoa; Chordata; Aves; Passeriformes; Estrildidae. The record is from RefSeq and is a predicted model, not a curated record. Gene Ontology annotation, molecular function: phosphotransferase activity, alcohol group as acceptor. Gene Ontology annotation, biological process: proteoglycan biosynthetic process.